AAACUCGCCGUUAAAUGUUCUCCGGUAUGCCGACGACGACUGAACAAUCACGGCGACCAAACCAACAAUUCUUCAUCCUUCUCAUUCUCCUUCCACUUCUCUUCCCGGCAGGGGUCUUCUCCGACGAUCUUCAGUUAAUCCUCACCCUCAAGACCGCCUUUCAGAACCCUUCCGCCACCGUAUUCAAUUCAUGGGAUUCGAAAACAAACAAGCUCUGUAAUUUCACAGGAAUCACUUGCCUCCAAGAUGGCUCUGGCUCUGGCUCGGUCCAGGUUAUUGAGUUAUCGAGUCAAUAUCUCUCCGGCGUGGUACCGUUUGACUCGAUUUGCCAGCUGAAAUCAUUGGAGAAGCUCUCACUGGGUAAGAAUUCACUCACAGGACCCAUCACAGACGAAUUGAAGAACUGUGUUAAUCUCAAGUAUCUUGAUCUUGGUAACAAUUUCUUCCAAGGACCAGUCCCAGACCUCUCUAAUCUCAAUCAACUCAACUAUUUGUACCUAAACAUGAGUGGGUUUUCUGGUGCUUUUCCAUGGAAUUCAUUAUCAAAUAUGUCCAAUUUGGUUGCUCUCAGUCUUGGGGAUAACAGUUUUGAUCUUUCGCCAUUUCCGGAUGUUGUUACCAAGCUGAAGAAGUUGAAUUGGCUCUACUUAUCCAAUUGCAGCAUCGGAGGUCGGAUUCCUCCCGGAAUUGGAGAUCUGACGGAGCUGACCAAUCUGGAGCUGUCGCAGAACCAUUUGUCCGGUGAAAUUCCUAUGGAGAUAACGAAAUUGAAGAAUCUCUGGCAACUAGAGAUUUAUUUAAACAAUCUAACCGGAAAAUUGCCAAUUGGAUUAGGUAAUCUUCAAAAACUUGAAUUAUUCGACGUUUCAAGGAAUCAGUUGGAAGGGGAUUUAUCCCAAUUGAGUGAGUUGACAAAUCUGGUGAGUCUACAACUAUUUACGAACCGGUUAACAGGAGUAAUUCCGCCGGAGCUGAAUGAUUUCAAGAGGCUGGUUAAUCUGUCUCUGUAUGGAAACCAACUCACCGGUCAGCUCCCUCAGAAACUCGGCUACUGGUCUGAUUUCAACUUCAUUGACGUAUCGGAAAAUUACUUGACGGGUCCUAUUCCACCGGAUAUGUGUAGGAAUGGAAAAAUGAGAAAGCUUCUUAUUCUUCAGAACAAAUUCUCCGGCAACAUUCCGGCGACAUAUGCUAGCUGCACAUCCAUGACGCGUUUACGCGUCAGCAACAACUCUCUUUCAGGAGUUGUUCCCACCGGAAUUUGGGAGUUGCCGAAUGUGGGUCUGAUCGAUAUUGCUCUGAAUGCAUUUGAGGGUCCAAUUUCAGACGGGAUCGGAAAAGCAGAGUCUUUGGAGCAGUUAUUGGUAGGCAAUAAUAAACUAUCCGGCCAAGUUCCGUCAUCAAUUGCAAACGCAGCUGAAUUGGUGGAAAUUGAUCUAAGCGAUAACCUGUUCUCAGGUGGAAUUCCGGCGACAAUCGGGCAAUUGCAUAAGCUAAGCAGUCUUCUUUUGCAGAACAACAAAAUUUCUGGUUCAAUUCCGGAAAGCAUUGGUUCUUGCCUUUCUUUAUCUAACGUAAACAUGGCUGGUAAUUCAAUCUCCGGCAAAAUACCAUUAUCUAUUGGCUCGCUCCCGGUUCUGAAUUCGCUGAACUUGAGCGGAAAUCGUCUCUCCGGCAACAUUCCAGACACCCUUUCACCUCUCAAACUUAGCCUACUCGACCUUUCCCAUAAUCAGCUCUCUGGACCAAUCCCGGAUUCCCUUUCGUCUGGCAGCUUCGCCGGAAACAAUGGCCUCUGUAGUCAGAAAAUUAACGGAUUCCGACACUGUUCUUUGUCGGAUACCAAUGGCCUCAACAGACCGAAAGUGAUAAUUAUCAUACUUUCUAUAGCAAUAUUUAUCGGACUUUUGCUUCUUUCAAUCCCCUGUUAUUCGUACAUGAAGAAGAAAAGAGGUCAAAAACUUCUAACCCGAUCCCUGAAAGAAGAUUCAUGGGAUGUGAAAUCAUUCCAUCGGAUAACAUUUACAGAAGACGAAAUUCUCGAUUCAAUCAAGCAAGAGAAUCUCAUCGGUAAAGGAGGAUCAGGAAACGUAUACAAGGUUUCAUUAUCCAAUGGCAAGGAUCUAGCCGUGAAGCACAUUUGGAAUUCCCUUGAAGGAAAGCAGAAAUACUUUGGCAGCGGAACCCCGAUGCUGCCAAAGAGCGGAGGUGGGCGGAGAAAGUCACUUGAAUUCGAUGCUGAAGUUCAAACUUUAAGCUCAAUUCGCCACGUAAACGUGGUUAAGCUUUAUUGUAGUAUUUCGAGCGAAGACUCGAACUUGUUAGUAUACGAGUUUCUCCCCAAUGGGAGUUUGUGGGAUCGACUUCACAUGUCACAAAAGAUAUCCCUUGAUUGGGAGACUAGGCACGAGAUCGCUCUAGGUGCGGCAAAAGGGUUGGAAUAUCUUCAUCACAGCUGCGAUCGGCCUAUCAUUCAUCGAGACGUGAAAUCUAGCAAUAUUUUGUUAGACGAGUUCCUAAAGCCCAGGAUCGCUGAUUUCGGACUCGCCAAGAUCGUGAACCCAAACGCAGGUCAAGACUCAACCCAGGUCAUUGCAGGAACCCAUGGCUACAUCGCCCCGGAAUACGGAUAUACAUACAAGGUUAGCGAGAAAAGCGACGUGUACAGUUUCGGGGUAGUGUUGAUUGAACUAGUGACGGGUAAGAAGCCAAUCGAUCCAGAGUACGGUGACAAUAAGGACAUCGUCGACUGGGUGUGUAGUAAAGUGAAGACAAGGGAAACCGUGUUGAGCAUUGUGGACUCGAGUAUUCAAGGUUAUCAUCGAGAAGAAGCCCUAGAUGUUCUUCGAAUCGCGAUUCUGUGUACAGCAAGGCUACCUUCGUCGAGACCAUCAAUGAGAAGAGUGGUCCAGCUGUUAGAAGAGGCCGAGCCAAAUACCAAAUUCGUGAGCAUCAUGGUAAACAAAGACUAAGGGAUACACUAUCGUCGCUACCAUCUUUUAGAAAGUUUAAAAUAUGGGUAGUUAGCGAGACUUUGUUACCUAGUACAUUGGCUUAUGUUAUGUUUAAUAAACUAGUUCAAUAAUGAAAAACCAACCAUACAUGAAUGCAGAAUACAAGAAUAGAAAUGGUAAAAACUAAAAAGACAUAAAGAGAUGAAUUGUACUUAUGUUUUAUUAGGCGCGUUUUAAGUCAGCCGGCUUGUGUG
This is a messenger RNA of Impatiens glandulifera, 3208 nucleotides long. RefSeq names its product receptor-like protein kinase 7. Gene Ontology annotation, biological process: protein phosphorylation. NCBI's taxonomy places the organism in Eukaryota, Viridiplantae, Streptophyta, Magnoliopsida, Ericales, Balsaminaceae. Bases 15 to 2972 code for a protein of 985 amino acids. The record is from RefSeq and is a predicted model, not a curated record. Gene Ontology annotation, molecular function: ATP binding; protein kinase activity; protein binding. The transcript is spliced from 2 exons.